AUGACGAGUUUACCAGAAAGGCCUGCCAAAGCCUUCUCCUGCAUUCGCUGUUUUGAGCGCAAAGUGAAAUGCGACAAGGAGAAUCCAUGUUCGAAUUGUGUCAAAUCGAGAGUCGAAUGUGUAUUUCGGGUUCCACCAGCACCGCGUCGCAGAAAAAAGCGGCCACAAGAAGAAAUCCUCCUUGCGCGAUUGAAACACUGCGAGGAUCUGCUACGGAGCAAGGGCAUUGAGGUCGGCACCUCAGAAACCCCUGGCCAGGGUUCUGUCCCUAGUGGCCCUGCGAGCCAUGACCCUUCUCUGCCCAAUCCUGACACUGGUCUGUCGGGCAAUCAGCCACCAGGCACAGUUGUUUUCUUCCCUGGGCCCGAUGCUAGAAAUGGGCAAUUGAUUGUUGAUCAUGGAAAGUCACGAUUUAUUGAGAACAAUUUGUGGACCAGCGUUUCUGAAGAGUUCAAAGCCAAGGAAGCCAUCGAAUACGAAGAUGAUGACGAAGAUGCCAACUCGCCCGUUGAAGACAACACGGAUUUCAUGCUGGGGAUGACACCUUCGAGCAAUACCGUUUCGAUAUCCAGAUUGCAUCCAUCGCCCGAAAAUAUCAUGAAACUAUGGCAAAUCUUCCUCGACAAUAUCAACCCAAUGACCAAAUUAAUCCACCAGCCCUCUUUCCAGAAGAUCAUCGUGCAGUCGAUGUCGCAGCUGGACAAUUUACCCCGGAGCCUGGAAGCCUUGAUGUUUGCAAUCUACACAACCGCAGUAUUUUCUCUCGAUGAUGACGAGUCUGAGAUGAAACUUGGUGAAUCGAGGAAGGUCCUUCUCAUGCGCUAUCGACACGCAACGAGAGGUGCGCUUGCGAGAGCAAAAUUCAUGGCGACCUCUGAGCUUCCCGUCCUGCAGGCAUUCAUGCUCUAUCUUCUGAGUAUGCGCGAUACCUACGACUCCCGAACCCUCUGGACACUAGCCGGAGUGGCCAGUCGCAUUGCCCAGGGUAUGGGUCUUCAUCGCGAUGGGUCAUAUCUUGGAGUUGCACCCUUCGAGUCCGAGCUACGUCGACGACUGUGGUGGCAAAUAUCAAUCUUGGAUUUCCGGUCCGCCGAGUUGAGUGGCUCCGGUCGAUUUGGAGAUUUUGGGCUUUCUGAUACUAGAACACCCUCCAACGUCAACGACGAGGACAUCUUCCCGGAAAUGACCACGGAGCCCGUCCCUCAAGCCCGCCCCACCGAGAUGAUUGCGUGCCUUCUGCGCUGUGAGUUCGGCCAAUUCUGGAAGGAAAAGCUCGCCGAGAGGAAAGCCAUCACCCUCGAGGACGUGAAGAACACUGCGCCAUGGAAAACGUCAUUAGAAGAGAGGGAUGCGCACAUCAAUGAGCUCGAGCACCGACUAGAAGAGAAAUUCUUGAAAUACUGCGACCCAUCGAUUCCAAUCCAAUUCCUGGCAACCAUUAUUGCUCGAGCGGCGGUCAAUAAUAUGAGACUGAUGGCGCACCACCCUCGCAAAUACGGCAAUGUGGAUGAUCUCCCACAGUCAGAGCGAGAUUUCCUCUGGAAGGUGUCUCUGAAACUCCUGGAAUCGGAUAAUCUCGCACACUCCGCCCGGGGCCUGAAGAGAUUCAUGUGGCACACGAACGAGUAUUUCCAAUGGCAAGCGUUCAUCCACCUCCUGAACGAGCUAAAGUCCAAAACCCUGGGUGACGAGGUGGAUCUCGCGUGGCAGCAGGUCGAAGAGGUCUUCGAGAACCACCCGACUUUCCUGACGGAGCAGAAAAAGCCGCUGCACGCCGCCGUAGGGAGCGUGUGCCUGAAAGCGUUCUCGGCACGAGAGAGAGCCCUCAGGGAGACCACCAACGGUGUCUUCCCGAAGGUCGUCCCGGGCUACAUCAGGACGCUGCGCGAGCAGCGAAUCGCGGCUGCCAGACGCAACACCAAGCAAGAACCAAGCGUCGAGAGACUCUCCCUCAACAGCAACCCCAACACCAACACCUCCUUUGAGCAAUUCUCCUCACCGGCCACGGCUGGCGCACAGCACUCGAACGCGGGCAGCGGAAACGUUGACCCGCGCUUCUCCUUCCAGAUGAGUCCCCUCCACCCACAGCUCCCACUCCCGACUUCUUUCCAGCCGUUCCAAUACCAGGCGCCGUCCUCGGAUGCCCUGAUGUUUACGUCUGAUCCCGCCCUGGCACAGGAGCUUGCCAUGUCCGACAUGCCCAUGGAUUGGGCGCAGUGGGAUAUGCUCAUGAAAGACCUUGAGAUCCCAAAGUAG
Exophiala aquamarina CBS 119918 is the source of this 2256-nucleotide messenger RNA. RefSeq lists its product as uncharacterized. NCBI's taxonomy places the organism in Eukaryota, Fungi, Ascomycota, Eurotiomycetes, Chaetothyriales, Herpotrichiellaceae. The coding region runs from base 1 to 2256 and encodes 751 amino acids. The transcript has 2 exons. Gene Ontology annotation, molecular function: DNA binding; DNA-binding transcription factor activity, RNA polymerase II-specific; zinc ion binding. Gene Ontology annotation, biological process: DNA-templated transcription; regulation of DNA-templated transcription. The record is from RefSeq and is a predicted model, not a curated record.